UGCAGGGAAAUAGCCAGAUGCUACAUUUUCCAGCUGCUUGUUCACCCUAACUUUCCCUGGAUGUCUCUCAGCUAACCAACGCCAAUCCUGUGUGGUUCAUCAAUUCUUAAGCCAAGGUUAUGUAGCCAGUUCUCCAGCAGAAAUACCUCAGAAGAACCCAUGGUGAAAACAAUAGCUUUGCCCACUGUGAGGACAUGCAACAGCCUAGUACAGUUGUACCCCACAGGGAAUAUCAUUGUUAGGUUAGUGACUUUCAUGGGUUCAACAGUGAAUGACUAAUACACGUAGAACAGCAAAGUGGCUCUGCACGCUGUGAGAAGAUGCAGAGUGCCUUUGCUGUAAUGCUUGUUGAACUACCUUGCUGCCUGGAACGUUGUUAUCCUCUUCCAUGGGAAGGAGUAGCUUCUGAAAGGUGAGAAGGAACAAAGUGGGAAAUGUAUGCAGCCUGUUCUUAAGCUGCUUAAUAUUUGAUGCUAUACAAAGUUUCUAGUGUAAUUUUUUCACUAUGUGGCUUUGAGCUGCAUAAAGGGAAAUACUUGAUUAAAAAGCAUCAGCAGAAAGAGCUACUAGCUUGUGCUGAAGCUGAUCUGGUUCAUCAGAUCAGAGGGACUUAUAAAUAUGCAAAUCACUCAUGGUUGCAAGUGAGAGGGUGGAGGGAGAAUGUUACCGUGAAGUAUAUUCACUCAUUAAUUUUCCAUUGCCCCAAGUGGACACUUCUGCCUUCUUAUUUUUUCGCCUUUAAGGUUCUGACUUUCUCUAAGGAGCUCUUUCUUAUCUUAGAAUCACUAUUUUGCAUGCUUUAGUCUUUCCAUUUCUGUCUAGGAUCAAUCACUGUCAGAGCUGAUUUUGUGUCCUUGUGGCUCUGGUGGUGUACAAAUGACGAUAUGACAUAAUUUGUAGAAGUAUUUCAACAGUUGAAAAUCUGGAGUCUUGAAUCAAGCUUCUCUGUAGGACCCUGAAGAGUAGCUCAGUAGUAGUUCUAGCAACUUCUGAAGAAUUGUUUUAAAACCCUCUGAUUUUUUUUUUAUUUAUUUUCUAUUCUUCAUUUAUAAUCAUUCCAAUGGAUGUGAAACUUGCUUUGGAAGUAAGGUUAUAAAAUCAAUGCAGUUCAAACCAGAUGAAAGAUUUUAAUUAAAAACAAAUACAGCUUCUCCACUACUUCAGGGCGUUGUAGUAAUAUGUUUUUACUGUGUGAGCAGUACUUCUUUAAUAACUGGGAAGUUAGAUUUUUGAAAGCCAGUGAUUUGGCUGACUGCUUAUCUCUUAGUAACUGGAAGCUUUAAAUACAACUGAUUGAAGACUGCCUUUUGAAUAUAUUGUCAAGCCGAAAGCACCUGCCAAAACCAGAUGAUGAUUCCAUUCUUUAAAGUACAUCAGCUGGUAAAUACGGAACUCAAUAUUUUGUCAGCUACCCAAAAGGAAUUGGCAUAAGACAUGACACAGUAAGUAGAAAAUUGAAUUGCAAAUUACAUUUAAAUACUGGAGACCUAAAUAGUAUGUCUGUGAGGUAGAUUUCAAAGUUAAUACAUCUCUUAUUGGAGAUAGUGCAUGAAGGCUACUGUUUUAUCAAGAAGCUAAACUUGUCUUUCUGAUAUUUCUUGUUACUUCCCUGUUUUCUUUUAUACACACUGGCCACGUGAACAAUAUAUUCUCACUGGCAUUUUGGUUCUGUGGGCAACCAUAGCAAAACUCUAUUCAGCAAAUAAAAGCUUGGUAGUGUGUUUUUUUUUAAUUGGUUAGAAAAAUCAAGCUAAGGAAUUGUCAGCUGUGAGGGACUGCAGCUGCUUUUUCAUGUCUCAAUCAGCAGUGUAAGAUGUUUUCUCAUUGUGUAUAUUGUUUACCCUAUCAAAACACUAAAAUCUGACAGCCUCAUAAAUCAAUUGCAUUUCAACUUGAGAGCUCCUGAUGUCAGUAAUGCAUGUUAUCGACACUAAGCAGUUGUUGACGUAGUCUGGUAAGAACGAUUCUUCUUGCAGGUAGGAAGCUGAACUCCACUGUGUGUGCUGCCCAGCUGCAGCAGAAUAAAUAAAUGGGAUUGUCUUGUCAAGCAAUGCUUUUGUGCCAGUAGCUAUGCUUUGGCUGACCUUGUGGUACUGCACAGUAUGUCUCCGGGAGAAAUAAAACCAAGGAGAAUCAUAUUUUACCAAUAUGAUACUGGCCUUUACUAUGGAGUUACUUCUAGUGCAAAACAACUAGCUUACACAUGAGCUAUGCACUGGGCAAAGCUGUGUAAUUUGGCUAGUGCUGAGAAUUUUACUAAUUCACUGAGCAUUCAGGCCAGUUUUUGCUUAGUGCACAGUGGACUGGCUAACAAAGAAUGAUUGCAGUACUUCUUCAGUAGGAAGAUUUGAACAUAGUUUAAUCAGUCAUGCAACUGAACUAUUACAUUUUAUUUUUGUCCUGGAUCUGCUGCCUGGCAAGAUGAUUUACUGUCUAUUGCCUAGUGCCCUAUGAAAAGAAGCAUUUAAAAAACCUCCAUCGGAAUUGAUUAGCUAGGGCAUAGUAUCAUCAAGAGAUGCAUGUUCCACUUGAGAUUUUUCUCCAUUAAAACUGACUGAUUACUAGGGGUAGUUGUAUAGAAUGUUUGCUUCCUUUUCUUUGUCAGAUCAUUUCAUAAAAGGGUGAAUGCUUUCUGAAAGUAACUCUGAUGCCUUGUAAGUACACAAAGAAUGCUUUUCAGCCCCCUGAUAAAAUUUUGUAUGCUUUUAUGCUGAUUUUAUGAUGUAUAUGUGACAAACAUUUGGAUGAAACAUAAGGCAGCUUUCAGUUUUAAUUGAACAUCUUGCAUAGAAAUGUAUGAUCUGCACAUAUCCUUAAAAAUACUCUAACUUAUUCUGGCUGACUUGCUGCAUUCCAAUUUUGACAUGCUUUGGAAGUCUGUUUCCUGUUGCUGUCAGUGAGUCUUCAAAUGCUGUGUCUGGAGACAGCACUUAAAAAAAAAAUCAAGUUGUAGGUGGUGGAGCAUGAGCCAAAACCCUGUCUGUGCAGGCAUGGGUGGAAAGCUGGGGCCAGGCUGUGUGUGUGCCCUGCUCAGCUGUGCUAGCAGAGAUCCUCCUCAGCUCUGCACCAUACACCCUCCUCUGCCUGGGUACCACUAAGAGCCUGCCACCGCGUCUGAUGAGCCUGAGAGUUCGCUGCCCCUUCUGCAUCGCCUGCCUUGGGAGGGAAGAGCCAGUGCCGGGGCGAUGGGGGGCUGAGGAGAGAAGGGGCUGCCUGCCUGCCUUCUCCCUCCCUAGCGUCCUGUCCCUUUGCAGUCACAGAAACCCUGUAAAUCACGGCUGUUUGAUUAACGUCAGGAGAAGACUAAUAGUAAAUUCAACUUCAUUUUUGCACUGUUCUAUUAAGCCUUUUUUCCCCAGUAGCACUCUUUUAAUAUAUAUUUAUAUUUUAUUUUAUAGCAAAUAGCUUGCUAAAGACAGGUUUUUAAAGGAGAAAUAAAAUCCUGUAUUCUGAGGUUUUUUGACAUUUUGGUACAUGGUAGAAAUUGCCCAGAGCUGCCAGAACAGACUGCUACAUGUACUCUUGUGCUGCUGUGAAUUAAAAUCACAGAGAAAUUUGGGGUGGAAAAUUUGUUUCUGUGAUGUGGUAUUUCUUCCUGAGAUCUGGAUAAAGUAAGAUGAUGAGGUAACAUCAUGGUGCUGUGGUCAACUUGCAGAACAUCAGUACUUAAGUCUGUAACAAACAGAUUCAUUAAGAAUUUGGCCUGCUCGGGGAUUUGUGCCAGCCUAGUUUGCGUGCCUUUUGACAUUGUUCUUAGUGCCAGUCCACACUGCUGCUGGUGGAUCUACACGAUGCUCUUCUGCAGAAUUGCCAAGUUUCUGCACAAAGUCUUCUGCUCAGUAACCAUCCUCAGUUUUCCAGCCAUUGCUCUUGACAGGUACUAUUCUGUUUUAUACCCUCUGGAAAGAAAAAUAUCUGAUGCAAAAUCCCGAGACCUGGUUAUUUACAUCUGGGCCCAUGCAAUAGUGGCCAGCAUUCCGGUAUUUGUUGUGACCAAUGUGUCUGAUAUUUAUGCCAUGUCUACCUGUUCCGAACCCUGGAGCUACUCUCUUGGCCACCUGAUCUACGUCAUCAUCUAUAACAUCACCACUGUGAUUGUACCAGUGGCUGUGGUAUUUCUCUUCAUGAUUCUUAUUCGCAGGGCACUGAGUGCCAGCCAGAAGAAAAAAGUCAUCAUAGCUGCCUUAAGGACCCCUCAGAAUACAAUUUCCAUCCCUUACGCCUCCCAGCGAGAAGCUGAGCUUCAUGCCAUGCUGCUUUCUAUGGUUAUGAUAUUUAUUUUCUGCAGCGUUCCCUAUGUGACUCUGGUGGUUUACCGCACCAUACUCAAUAUUUCAGAUAUUUCAGUCUUCUUGCUCCUCACUGCCAUUUGGUUGCCUAAGGUCUCUUUGCUAGCCAAUCCUUUGUUAUUUUUAACUGUUAACAAAUCUGUACGGAAGUGCUUAGUGGGGACGAUAGUACAGCUGCACCAAAGGUAUAGCAGGAGAAACAUUGUCAGCUCGGGCGGUGUUGCAGAUGCUAAUCUGGAGCCCAGUGUCCGUUCAGGGAGCCAGCUUCUGGAGAUGUUUCACAUUGGGCAACAACAAAUCUUCAAGCCAACAGAGGAUGAGGAGAAUGAAACUAAAUCUAUUGGCUCUGGUGACUUUCAGCAGAAAGAAAUACCUACCACCAGCUUAGAGGUAGAAGAGACUUUGGUUCACAAAUUUGCACCACAGAUGAUUGCAGACUCUGCAGCUCAGGUAGCGCCAGCUGUGCCCACUGAAGCUGAUAUGGUAAAUGACAAGUAUUCCAUGCAGUUUGGUUUUGGACCCUUUGAGCUGCCUCCACAGUGGCUUUCAGAAAACCGGAACAGUAAGAAGCGACUUCUGCCUCCUUUGGGGAAUACCCCUGAAGAGCUAAUCCAGACAAAGCAGCCUAAAUGUAAAGCAGAAAGAAAAAUCAGCAGAAACAAUAAAGUCAGUAUCUUUCCCAAGGUGGAUUCUUAGGAAGAGCAGGAGCUUUAAGUGACAGAUGAAGGUCGCCUUCUGUUAAAUGUGUGAUCCCAUGGAUCUUUGUUGUGCUUAAAUAUGUUACAGGCUGAUUUUUUUGUGCCAAAUACAAUUAAAACAAACAAAAGGGAAACACACACGUGUUCUUUAUUAAUGUGUUUUCAUGAAAAUAAUAUAUUGAAAGAUGGUGAUUCUUGAUUUUAUUUGUGAAAUACCUACAAUAAUAUAUUCCUGAUUCGCUUUCAAAAAAACAGACAUGGCUUUGGGAACACUUUUCUUAUGACUGUAGAAUGGAAAUGUGAUUGUUUGUUUGCUGGGGACCCUUUAUAUUAAAAUGGACUGGCUAUCAAAGAAGCUUAAUAGGAAGGCUUUAGGGAGUACAAGAGGAUGCAAAAUGGCUAAGACCUAACCUUGUGAAAACAGACACAGCCAGCUUCUGCACAAUUCAUUAAUGAAAUAAGAUGGACUACUAAGUACAUCUAUUAUUAAGCCAAUUUCUCAAAUCAAUGUUAAAAUAAAACUUGCUGGACUCUUGCACAAAUUAGUUACCAAUUAUCUGUUGAACUAAACUUUUUUAAAACUUAAUACUGUAUUUUGGCUUAAAAAUUCAGUAAAUUUAAGGAUAUCCAAAUUGUUGUGUGUAUCACAAACCUGAUAAAAAGAUCCUGAAAUGCCAUUUCUUUUUUGAAAAACAUACGUUCUUGUUUAUUGGGGUCAGGAUUUGUCCUGCAUUGUCUCCAGUCUAGCUUUUACUUCAAGCUCCAUGAAUAUAUAUGUGCCAAGGGCAUAAAUGUCACAUUUUGAUCCUGUGAAAAAGGACACAAUGUCCCAACAGUGUUAUGUAUGUAUUGUGUACAUAAGCAAUAGACUUGUAUCUAUUGUUGCACUCUGCUUGUUUUCUUACAGGAAAGCUAGCAAAUGAAAGAAAAGGGUCAGAAAUGCUAGCAGUCUUGUAUUGAACCUGUUGAGCGAGGAAGCUGAUAAAGGACUGCAAAAGGCAAGUUUUGCUAAUGCUGUUGAUCUGUAUUAAGAGGUAGGGAGGUUUUCCUUUUACCUUCACUGCUAUAAAUACCAAUCUUCUUACUCCAAUUUUCUCACAGAUUAGACCACCCAGUGUACAAACAUGAGACUUCCAAAUCUGGUGAAUCAGUUGCACCAUCCCUGGUAUCAGCACAACAGCCUUUCUAGGAGAGUUGUUGAUUGUACUUCAGCUUGCCCCCUGCACAUCACCUUGUUUAUACUGUGUGAAUUUCAAAUUGUGUCAGUCUGUUAGAUGACCUUGAAACUAUUGUAACCCUGGUAUUUUAAUCCUUGUUCAGUCGCAAGUAGUCUUUCCUUCUUUCUUAUUGGCAUUCAUUGUUCUCUCAGUGGGUAGUUUCUGAAAAGCACAAUCUAGUAAUGCCCAGACACUCUGUGUGAUUCUCCUGUAGUUCAGCCCUUUGGUGCAUGUUGGACCUUCACCUAUUGUAACUGCCUGUUUAUGAAAGUAGUUUUCUUUAAAAGCAUAUGUUUUAAAAGGACAAGGUGAAUUAUCUUGCCAAGUUCACAGUAGCUUGCCAAAUCCAAACAGUUACUGUUGAAAGUGGACCAAAAAAAAAAAAUCUGCUGAAGCAAAAUUUGGAGAUGUACCCGUUCUUCCUUUCAUGUGUGUGAAGCAAGUCAACAGCUUCUGGUGGCUCUGAGGUGGUAGAUUUCUACACGGCAUUCAAAGCAAAUGUUUUAAUAAAAAAUAAUUU
Molecule: messenger RNA, 6724 nt
Organism: Oxyura jamaicensis (ruddy duck)
Lineage: Eukaryota; Metazoa; Chordata; Aves; Anseriformes; Anatidae
Gene: GPR176
Product: G protein-coupled receptor 176
Exons: 3
Coding region: 3633-4985 (450 amino acids)
Biological process (GO): G protein-coupled receptor signaling pathway
Cellular component (GO): plasma membrane
Molecular function (GO): G protein-coupled receptor activity
Source: RefSeq, a predicted model, not a curated record